AGAGGGCUGCUACAUAUACAGACAAUCCGCCACCGGAUUAUCACAGACCACAGGAUUAACUACUGGGGGGGAAAAGAAAAGAAAAACCCCGGACGGACUUUACGUUGGUUUUUAUUCUAAAGAAAUCAUCAGAUUUGAGAAUAUGAGUAAGGACACGGCGGUCGACAUGAAGGAAGUGGAGCUCAAUGAGCUGGACCCAGAGAAGCAGCCCAUGACAGGUGAUGGCCAGGCUGCAGGAGGGGAGAAAAAUGGCAGCGUCAAGCUGAAGGUCCCAGAGGACGAGGUUACAUUCACCGGCCUGUCCAAAGACGAGCUGAUGAAGGUAGCUGGCACCCCAGGAUGGGUGCGAACCCGUUGGGUGCUCCUCGUCCUGUUUUGGCUGGGCUGGUUGGGCAUGCUGGCUGGAGCCAUAGUGAUCAUAGUCCAGGCCCCUCGCUGCAAACCCAUCCCUGAGAUGAACUGGUGGAACGAAGGACCUCUGUACCAGAUCUCUGAUGUUAAUGCUUUCUCUGACGGAAUUGCAGGUGUUGAAGCAAGGCUGGACGAAAUCAACAAGCUGAAAGUUAAAGGCCUGGUACUGGGCCCUUUUCACACCGUUCAGGCCGGAAAACCGGACACCCUGAAUCUUAAAGAGAUCGACCCGACCCAGGGGAAUGAGAAAGCCCUUGUCGCCGUGCUGGAAAAGGCCCACAAGAAGGGCAUUUCUGUUGUGCUUGACCUGACUCCAAACUACCAGGAAGCUUCUUCCUGGUUCAACACUGGUGAUGUUGGAGCUGUGAUGGAGGAAGUCAUGGCUGGAGCAGAGUAUUGGAUGGAACGGGAUGUUGAUGGCAUCAAGGUGUCUGACAUUACUGUUGCCACCAGCUCUGUGGAUUGGUCAAAGCUGCAGUCUGCUGUCCAGAUCAAUAGUACUGAAAACCCCAAGAAGAGGUUGCUGAUGGGUGUGGUUGAAAGUACUUCUGCUCAGGCGGUGUCUCAGCUCGUGAACACAACGGGUGUCGAUCUGAUUCUGUCCAACCUGCUCAGCAGCGAAAAAGGAGGUGUGGAGCGCAUCAUGGCCAUGGACACCCUUAACUCUCAGCAGAGGAGCCUCGGCUGGGGUCUGGGCGCCGCCCAGCGCGACCAGCUGUCUAAACAGGCAUCGACUCCAGCCCUGAUCCGCCUCUACCAGCUCCUGCUGUUCACCAUGCCCGGAACCCCUGUGUUUACCUACGGAGAUGAAAUCGGCCUUCAGGCAGUGGGUUCAGAAUCUCCUAAAAUGGUUUGGGACAUAGAGAAGGAACCUGAAGAAGGAGCUGCUGUCAACGAGACUGCUGAGGCUGAGCGGACGGAGCGCGUCGCUGUAAAGAAGUGGUUCAAAUCCCUCAGCGAACUGCGAGGAAAGGAGCGCUCCCUCCUUCACGGAGACUACUACUCUCUCUUCUCCUCCAACUCCUCCCUCUCUUUCCUCCGUGUGUGGGACCAGAGCGAAAGAUACAUAACAGCCGUAAACUGGGGAUCAGCAUCAGAGUUGCUCGCACUCAAACUGGCACCAACAGAAGGAGUAGAGCUUCCAGAGAAGGCCAUAGUGAAGCUGUCAACUGAUCCAGACCUGGUGGUGGAAUCCAAAAUCAUCCUGGACAAAAUCACCCUAAAACCGGGACAAGCAAUCCUUCUGCAGUUCCCCUAUUUAGGCUAAAGAUGGAGCCAGAGUAUAAGGAAAGCUACUUACAGAUUAGACUUGGUUUUAAUGCAAAGAAACUACAGUCAGUCCUAAUCCUUAGGAAUAAAGUGGCAUAUUCAAAAGAUACAGGAUUUAUUUGAACAGAAAGGACUUUUCAGAUUAUUUAGUCAGAAAAUAAAUUAAUUAGGUCGAAUUAAAUCUGCCAUACAAAUACAGAAUGUUGGCCAGUACCAUCUCCGUUCAAUUCUUUUUUGGUUUACUUUUUGUUUAGUUUUUUUGUGCAAGAAAGAGACACAGCCACCUCAGACACACUUUCAUGUUCAUUUGUGAUCUUUUAUUGUUGACUAUCUGUGCAUUGUCCAAAUAUGUGAAAGACAUUCCAUUUUUAUUUGUUGAGCAUUUCAUUAGCAGUCCUUAUUCAUUUUUUUUUUUUCAUAUGAUUUUAUUUAUCAUAACUUUUAAGGUUAUGUUUUAGUGAAAAUUUUACUCUCGCGUGGACUAUUUUUUUUAUUUUAUUUUUUCCUCACUAAAAGACAUUUCAGUUUUAAUUUCAAGUUAACUCUGAAAAUGUGUGUUGACUCAGUCUUUUGAGAAGUUUAGUAAACCAAAAUAGUUGCGAAUGGCAUCAAGUCCGUCAGGUGAACUGGAUUGGAAAUGAAUAAAUGGAAAGUUCUGUACUGA
Molecule: messenger RNA, 2344 nt
Organism: Anoplopoma fimbria (sablefish)
Lineage: Eukaryota; Metazoa; Chordata; Actinopteri; Perciformes; Anoplopomatidae
Gene: slc3a2a
Product: solute carrier family 3 member 2a
Exons: 11
Coding region: 143-1678 (511 amino acids)
Biological process (GO): carbohydrate metabolic process; amino acid transport
Source: RefSeq, a predicted model, not a curated record